AUGAAUCAAUUUGUAGCGGAGGCCGCGAUGUCCGGUAACUUACCCGACUCUUCACUUGAACAUUUACCUUUCAAUCUCGACCUCUUGACUGAUUUUCAAAUACACAUAGCAAACACCACUCCAAGCCAUACUCCCCAUCUAUAUGUUGUAUCGGAGCCUCAUACACCAGAAGCACUGCCAAAGGAGACCUACUGCGAGUCACCCGCCUCGAGCAGUUACGAAUCGUCCAGUCUACUGAAUGGUGGCUUCACCCCAUUGAAUCAAUCUCCGGUCACACCGAUCACGCCAGGAAGCUAUGGAGAGUUCAGUAAUCUCAAUUCACCUAUGACAGAUCGCCAUGGGUCAUUGCCAGCUCAUGGUCCUUUUCAUCGGCGACAAACGUCCAUGAAUAAGGUACAUACUUACGAGCCUGAGUCUGAUACAGACACAAAGAAUGAAGCAUCCGAAGACGGUCAGGAGCUGGCAUUAGUUGCCGCCCCUCAACAUACCGUGCAUGCCAAUCAAGCCCAGAACUUGUCGAACAGCUAUGGCGCGCUCAUGCCCAAACGAGCAUCAGCACACAUGGGGUUUGAGCAACUACCCAAUUUGAAUCAGACUUUCAUGUUCCAAGAGCCUCGCCAUAGCCAUAACCACCCAUUGCUAUCAAAUCGAGAUUUAAGAAACAUUAAUGGCCUGCCCUUGAGUUGCACAGGGCCGCCGAUGCCCCCACCUGGUAUUAAUACCAUGCAUCAGGAUCGUUGGAGCCUUCCUCACUUCAACAGUGUCAACCCCCAAACUCAGCCCAUAUCUUACAUGCGCUCUACAGCUAUGCAGCCUAUGCAUCAUGCUCCCACCAAUUUGGUACCGUCACCUUUUGUGACCCCAGAUACCUUGUUCCGUGGCACUGAUCCUCGGAAUCGACCCUCUGACGUCGGUCUCUAUCAAAAUCGUGCGCCUCCGGAUAACACGCAUCGUGCGUUGCAGAACGCAAUCCAGGUUGCCCCAUCUCAGGGACGAAAUUUACCGACGCUUCAGCCAGUAACAGAGGCCGAGGACCCUCUUGUGCAAAAGCUCUACAAGGCGAUGAUGAACAUGGGCUAUACCGAGGAUAACAAAGGCAUCUUAAAAACCUGGCGAAAGCUGGGGGAAACAAAGACUGAUCACAUUCUUCAAGUUUGUCGGGACAUGCUUGACUUAUCAAAGCGGCGCCAGGAGACUGGCCAGCCGCUCUGUGAGACGAGGCACAUGGGAACAGCUUACAGUACCUUGGAGAAGCGUCUCGAUGCGCUCUGUGAGACGCUAGAAGCUCAAAAAACUGUGUGUAAGCAUCUGCUGGAAGAUCCCUACAUUAAUCGUGUUGUUGAGGACCCAUCGAAGGCUACAAAAUUGGUUAAGAACAAUCGACGAGUGAAUGCUCAGAAAAAGGAAGCUAUUGAUGCGGGCCGGGAUCAUAAAGGAGUACGGGGCCGUGGGAAGGGCAACCGUCUUGAGCAUGUGAGGACUGUGACCGGAGGACGCACUGGGUCUCAUACCAAUCGAGUCGCAUUAACUAGGCCUAAACGUAAAGGCCCUCGUCAGCAUUACGAAGAAGAGGGCAGCGACUAUGAAGAUGAUCGCAGUGGCACCGUCUCGCCUCCGGCUAAGAAGUGCAGACGCAGCAAGAGAUCAUCCGCUGCGACAAAUGCUAGAUUUGUGGGGAACAGUACGAACGCAUCCGAAGGCAGCUCAUCGCCUCACGAAGAGGAACAUGUCUAUCAAUUAGCAAAGAGCAAUCUAGCAAUGACGCCAGGUGUUGGCCUCGGGCCAAGGAGCCAGCUGACCCAAGGGCUACCGAAUCAUCAGCACGUCGAUACACCUUACGUAGGGACUGAUUGCGAAGCUCUUGGUCCUAUGAGGCCGAUGGAGCCGCCCACUUACAAGGACACUUUCCCCUACGGUACCCAUGAACCCUAUGCACCCACUGCUAGGUUUGGGAAUGGAUCCAUCAAUGACAGCGGGUAG
Bacidia gigantensis is the source of this 1980-nucleotide messenger RNA. RefSeq lists its product as uncharacterized. The transcript is spliced from 4 exons. The record is from RefSeq and is a predicted model, not a curated record. Lineage: Eukaryota; Fungi; Ascomycota; Lecanoromycetes; Lecanorales; Ramalinaceae. The coding region runs from base 1 to 1980 and encodes 659 amino acids.